AUGGACGUAGAUGAUAGUCUGUUGAUUGAGUCUAGAAGUACUAGUAUAUUGUUUGAAAUGGCGAAGAACAAAUUCUCAAAUCAGUGCAUGAAGGAAUUUGGGCCGAUUUCCGCCCGUGGAUAUGAACAGCUAGAGGAUGUUAAACCCAAGAAACGGACUGGCGACAAGAAAAGCAUGAGCAUCGCUAAUGAUAUUUAUGAACUUUACACAUACCAAACGGAUCUAAUCGACGUUUUUCCAAGGUGUGUGUCUUCGCCUACAAGUCACAUUCCGGUACUGAAGAAGCGGGGCACACAGCCCCCUACCGCACCCCAAAUGGAUUUAACACUGAAAUUGAUGGAUUUAACACAACAAGUGAAAGAGAUAAGUAAGGAGUUGGCACAAGUAAAGAAAGACUAUGAAAGUGAUGUUAAUAGACUGAACAGUAGCCAAUUCCCAAACAGCUGUUCGCUCAAAACAACAACAAAUAGGUGAUACUAACAACAAACCCGAAACUCAAGGUCAUUGCAACUCUACCUGUAAUACUCAGUGUGCCGACUCAACGCCGACCUCAGGGGCAAUGCCCCCUAGUUCGAAUACUACAUUCAGCUUUAUACAGCCAAGCACCGUUAUUAGGGACACAACUGUGAUCGACAAAAACACACGUGAAAACAUGAAAACGCCAAAAACUGGAAUUAAACCCUCAACGACAGUAGCCAUAGGUGAUGAAUCUAAAGAAGAAACCGAUGGGUUCACGUUGGUUGAACGUCGUAGAAAGUCACCUCGCGCCACCGAAAACCGCUUUGGUGAAGAGAGACCAGCGAAAAUGCAGACUUUAGGGAAGACCCCGAAGCCCAAUAAACCACAUGACGUUAAAGAGACGCCUGUUAACAAGCCAAUGAAAGGUCUCAAGGGUGCGUCUUUUGAAAGAUCGCAAUCGCUAUACCUCGAAAAUAUUCAAAUGGACGAUAAUGAUACCGAUGAUGAUAUUAUUGCACUUGUUAAAGAACAUGCAAAAAGAAAGGGGAUCAAGUUAAUGCAAGCAUACGUUAUCCAUAACCGAUUCUCGAUGUAUCGUGUUGGCGUCAGAAUGACUGUUCCCGUCUCAUCAGCAGAUAAGGCUGUUGAAGAUGAUUCAUGGCCUGCCCCGAUAAAAUGUCGCCAAUGGCAGCGCUUCAGGCAGAACGCAAAUUAUGGUGACAACAUUCCCUCCCGGAUUACAUAUAGGUCCAGACGAUAUCAACAUGAUAAUAACCUUAUCGAUCGACCGUCAUGGGAACGCGAUGAUGAGAAAACUGAUAAUGACUAUUUUAAAGACGACAAUAUGUACCACAGGAACAUGUGUGACGCAACACGGGAGUAUGUACGGGAGAAAUUCGGCAAUAACCUGGGAGCAACAGGUUCUUACGCUGACUGGUAG
This is a messenger RNA of Owenia fusiformis, 1399 nucleotides long. Lineage: Eukaryota; Metazoa; Annelida; Polychaeta; Sabellida; Oweniidae. The record is from the annotation of a GenBank genome assembly.